ACGUUAGAGUAUGCGGAGUGCGGACCAUUGAUGCGGAGAUGCGGACACGAUCAGUGCUUCCACUUUCGAAAGUUAGAAAUUCUAGUUUUUUUUUCAAAUAGAUGAGUUCAUUGGCAUAAACUUUUGUGUUUACUUUUUAACUAAAGUUCAUUUCAAACAGCAAAGAAAAAUCAUUUCUAUCUUUUUACCGAGUUAGAUUUUCUCUAAAAUUGCCCAUCUUCAUGGCAGGGAAACAAAGUAAAGAAAUCAGUUUCAUUUCAAAAGCAUAUCUGCUGUCGUACAACAUCGUGCAAACUCUGGGGUGAGUGAUUGCGCAAUUUCCAGCAUGUGAAUCUACAAAUAUUUUGUAUUGCCGAUAUUUAUAUGUGUUAUAUUGUUGUGUAAUGAUUACUAUGCGUCUUAAUACGUAAACAAAGCUGUUCUUGGACAAUGUUUGAUUUCUAAAAUUGCAACAAUGUAAUGUAUUAAAGUCUGGGGGGGGGGGAUAGGACAUCAUUGGUCAAAAAGUUGAAAUUUGGGUAGCUUUCAGUUUUGCCAAAUAAAAAAGUAGUACUGUCACACUCACACAUAUAUUUUUGUCAACAAAUAAUAUUCAUUUUAGGCGACAAUUUGUUCUGAGCAAUUUGCAAAUCAAUAUUGCAACAUUGCGUCACAUUACAUCCGGUUUGACUGUAAUACACGCUUCCGGAAAGUACGUCACCUUGGCUAUAGAGCCUCGUUUUCAUGAUUGAGACGUGGACUUUAACUGAUGUCACAUACACGAAAACGAGGCUCUACAGCCAAAGUGAUGUACUUUCCGGAAGGGUGUAUUAUUGUAAUACAUGUAUAAAUACAUCAACAAUAGCCAACAAUUACAUCACAAUUUGUCUCUCCUUGACCUGAAAGCCUCGUUCUCAUGAUUUUUUAAAGCAUGGCUUCAAGUCUAAGGAAGUAUAAAGUUGUGAUGUGAAUAUUCCAAAGGGGGUUUUGCCAUGCAGUCAAUAUGAAAUGAACAUUGUGCUAUACAUUGUCAUAGCCUAUCAAGAUAUGAUGAUCUGGAAAUUAGACAGAAGUCAUUGUGAAUUAUGUUUUUGUCUGAGUUGAUGUUAAUUUGUGCACGGUCACUGUGAUUGAGCCAUAGAUAUCUUAUAUACACUAGAUAGCGCAUCUCUUUUAGUAAAAUUGAAGCCAAGAAUAUUCCAGCGGUUACCCCCAUUUGAAUAGAUGGCGGCCAUGUUGGUCAUUCCCACUUGCUAAUAAACGCUUAAAAACAACAAUAGCUUUCAUCAUUUGAAUAGUUUGAAAAUGUAUUUGGAAUAGGUUUAACUUAAUGUUUAAGUUCCCUGUUUAAGAAAUGGAAAACAUACGAAUCUUCUCAUUUCAUGGGAACGACCUGAGACUGCAAUCACGGCUUCAAUUUUUGAAUUGCAGAAUAAUUAGAUGCACUAUCUAGUUUAUAUAAGAUAUCUAUGGAUUGAGCUCAUUAUUUUCAUAUAAUACAGUAGUCGUUCAAUUAAGAUCGAGAUAGCCGAGAUUAAACGUGCAACCACAAAGAAUAAUAUUUAACAAAAUUGAGACAAAGGAUUUGUGCAAGGUGAGGUUCAAUGUGUGCCAGGCUUCUAGAUCAUAUCAUAUUUUAACAUCGACUAUAUGAUCUAUUAUCAUAUAUAUUAUUGUACGUUCCAGACGUUCUUAAUUUGAUAAUUUUUUCUUCUGCAGAUGGUCGUACAUAUUUGUAAUUUCUUGUCAACAUUUUAUGUCUCAAAAUGCCAUUACUUCCAAAGGACUAUUUGCCAAAGUUGAAGUCAUUCUCAAGUUAUUCCAAACUGCAGCAAUAUUAGAGGUAUUCAUGAUAAUUAUAUCAAAUAUAUUUUAAUUAAAUUUAAAUUAAACUAUUGAUCUAGCAGUAACAGUUAAUUAUAUGUUUGUUAUAUUAUGAAACAAUUUUACUUUUUUAAUUCAGUUACAUUGACCCUUAGUUUAUUUGACUUUUAUAUUUGAUUAAUAUGCUACUUUAUUGUACGUAUUUGUACAUAUUUAUUCUUCUCCUGUGUGUUUCAUUAUUUUUCUGCUGUUGUAAAGCUGCAUUUCAUUUUUCUUUAGAUCAUUCAUUGUGCAAUAGGUAAGCUAUCCCUUUUGAAAUUAUUGCAAGAAUUCCAAUAGGACAUAAAUUAAUGAGACAAGUGUUAUAUACAUGAUAGUGUACUGUACUCAAACAUAUUUAAAAUUAGUCCCCCCCCCUGUUUCCUUCUGUAGUGAUUAUAACAGCUAUAACGUCAACCUUAUUCCCUUCCUCAUAUUUAUGAGUAUAUUCUUUAGUUUAGUAUCUAGUAUUUGUUUAUCAGUAUGAAAGGUUGUAAAUUAAUAAAUAAAGAGAUUAAUAACUGCACCAAUUCUAAAGGAGAGGAGUUUAAUUAACAGAUGGUAGGACCAGUAUCAAUAAAGUUCUUGUAGUUUAGGAAUUAGGAUAUCCUCCAGUAUAUACAAUAAAACUGUAAAGUAAUCUGUUAUGUUUUAGGUAUUGUACCAUCAUCAGCUUUCACAACAGCCAUGCAAGUUUUCUCUCGAUUAUGUACAGUAUGGUUGUUUACUGUACCGGACAAAGAGGUUGGCUCAAAGAAGGUUUACCUCUGAUUAUGUAAAGGCUGCUGUCUGUUUAUAUUCCUGUAACCAACCCCAAAUAUGAAUUUUGUAUUUUGUAUUAAAAAAAAAUCUGACUAGAUAUUAAUAAUUUGAAAUCUAAAGAAAUUUUAUAUAGAAGCUAAAAUCUCCAUCUUGAUCACGUUUCUUACUGCCAUGAUAUCAUUGGAUGAUGGCUGUAAUCCAUGACAGUGAAAAAGCUGAUAACGAUGGGGGUGAUAAAGCUGCCCAAUCUUUAUUUCCAAAUUUAUCAUUUUUAUCUCCAAUUUUAGCAUCUUCAUCACCAUGCAACGUCAUCAUCUUGAACUUCAUCAUCUUGAUCUCCAACUUCAUCGUCUCCAACUUCACCAUUUUCAUCUCCAACUUCACCAUUUUCAUCUUCAACUUCACUAUUUUCAUCUUCAACUUAUUAUCUUCAUCUCCAACUUCGCCAUUUUUAUCUUUAACUUCACCAUUUUUAUCUUUAACUUUAUCUUCCUUUCAAGAGUGAGAUAAAAGAGAUUUAAUGUUUUGCCAUGUUUCGUUUUAGGUACAGAAUAACACAAGUAUUUUGCUGUAUCUAACGGCGUGGACAAUCACAGAAAUUAUUCGAUAUUCAUUUUACGCAUGUGGUUUACUCAAUUAUUUGCCAUAUUUUUUGCCAUGGUGCAGGUGGGUGAGCAAAACGUUUUAACCAACGCUUUUAAAUACUGAAGUGCAUCCCAUUAAAUCGGGCAUCAGGUAACAUGUAACAUGAGAGAAUUUCUACCAAUUUCUUCCAUGAAAAGUAUAUUUUCUUUGCUCCUUCCUCUUAUGUUCAUGAUCACGCCGUUUAUAUACCAAAGUACAGCUGUAAUUAAGCUCAGCAGCAUUUUUUUGAGGCUACUAGAUUUUGAUAUAUAUCAUGACUCUGAUUGAUUUACAGUACAUUGACAUAUGACUGUUGACAUCGCUUUUUAGUUUUCAAUAUUUGAGCGAGUCAAGCUUCGGAAAGGACAAUACAUUUUUAUUACUCAACCCUUGAGUUGUACCGGUAUUGUUUUUCAUUUACCCAACCUUUUACUCACUGAAAUUUUGUUUACCCAACCCUUUUCUCUUCGGUGCCAACCCCCGCCAUAAAUAAUGACCUGUCCCUGAAUUAUAACUUUUCCCUCUUUUUAUUUUAGGUAUACAUUUUUUAUAAUACUGUACCCGAUUGGUGUAACGGUGAGUAUAUAGAAUAGGCUCUUUGCAGUUUAACAGUUAAAAAUAACAUGUUCAAAAUUUCAAGUGAUUUCGUUCAACAGUUGUGAAAAUAUACAUGAUUUUUUCCGAAUAUAUUGAUCAGGAAAAACGAUCAUAAGUUAUCUCUUUUUGGAUUUCACACAAGUAGCAAGAACAACGAAGCCUUCAAAAGAUUUUGUACAAUUUCAGGUUUAAGCGGAAUAAAAUAUUUUGGUUCAUACGCACUUUGCUCGUGCCUUUUAUAAUGGAACGUUGAUACUAUAAAUAAGCUUUUACCAUUACAUUUGUGAAAAAUUCAAUUUCAUUUAAAUCCAUUUUACUGGUUUUCUACUGUAGGGUGAAAUUCUGACUGUUAUUGCUGCCAUACCGUUUGUAAAGAAGACUGGUAUCUACUCUCUGUCUCUCCCAAAUCCGAUGAACAUCUCAUUUUCUUUCUUGUAUUUCCUUUACUUUGCCCUGGUUAUUUAUCUGCCAGGUUUGUAGAACAUUUCGUAUUCUUGUUUAUUUUUUAAUUCAUAGUUUUGUUUGAAUCUGUCCACUUUCCAAGAGCUCAACACCCUAACCCAAGCCUAAAGGCCAUGUUACACGGUGCAAUUUUUCUUGCAACUUGCAAUGCAAUUCUACUCUUGAGAGAUGUUAAAACAUCAUGCAAGUUGCAAGAAAAAUUGCACCGUGUAACAUGGCCUUAACACACGUGAUGGUGAAGGACCAGAUUUAUGAACAAACGUUGACUGACAUAGAUAAUGAGUUAUAUUGUUAUUGUAAUGAUUUCACAGUCAUCUUCCCUGGUCUUGUUAACCCAGUAAGCUGCAAUGCGCGUUAAAUUGCGUCCUACUUUAUUUUUUUCUCUGUCUAACGCCAGACGAUUUUACUGGUCAAUUAAGGGCGAGUCUUACGCAUUAAUGAACGAAUCUUCUAUUUUACAGCGUUCCUUAUGUUGUAUACCUACAUGUUUCGUCAAAGGAAGAAAGUUCUUGGAAAAGCCACCCAGACCUCAGCUAAACUGGACUGACAUUCUAUAACUACAGUUUCUGUACUUCGUUUUAGAAAAUAUCACAGGAUCAUAAAUUAUUGUUAAAAAUUAUUAUCUUAUAAAACAACAUUUCUUCGCUAUUUUUAGUCCAAUAGACUUCACUGUUUACUGCACUUUUGCCUCAAUGGCCUCGUUUCCAUGUUUGUCUGUUUUGGCAUGGCAGGCGACGGAUAUCUUUCUCUUUAAUCUUGAGCUCAAUCGCAAACCUACACACGUAAAAAUGCACAAGUUGUAACAAACCUGCAGCAGACUUGUAGUAAGGCUGUUCCAACAACUUGUCAACGGGAUGUGUUCGCACUGCUUGUUCCCAGCUUGUUGGUAUCUUGCUACAAAGUUGUUGAGCUCAACAGACUUGUUACAACUUCUACAACCUGUAAUUCAACAAUUUUUUCGACUAAAUUGUGAGUGACAACCUUGUAGCAACUUGAUAUUAUAUAACAGCAUUGUUACAACUUGUUGGCAAGCUUGCUACAAGCCUGUUGCGAACACAUCUUGGCGACAAGUUGUGAGUUUCAUACGUGUAAACGAGGCCAUUAGGGCAACAACAAACAGUGCAGUCUAUUAAAUUACUCAGUAGACUUUAAUUAACAAAUUGGAAAGUCAUCUAAAAUAUAUGAUUUAAAAGUAUUGUUAUUUAAAACGUAUUGUAAUAAAGGGCCUUUAUUUUACUUCCGAA
Messenger RNA from Paramuricea clavata, 5531 nucleotides. The record is from the annotation of a GenBank genome assembly. Lineage: Eukaryota; Metazoa; Cnidaria; Anthozoa; Malacalcyonacea; Plexauridae.